AUGGUUAUUCAAUUUUAUCAAUUUGGCUGGGCUAAGAACGAGUUAAGAACGUUCUUAACCCCCCUCCGUGUUUGUAGGGACAAGUACAACUAUCCCGGAGCAUGGACGUGGCUGGACGGUGACGACCCAAUUAGGCUGCCUGCCAGUGUGCUGAACCCCAUCUCAGAUGCCACAGGACAGUCUAUCACAAGGACAGCCAAUGAGCCUCUGCCAGCAGUACGGACAAAGGUGGAGCUCGUGGCCAUGACUCCGGUGCCCACCCAUGGUGGCGAGGUGGAAUCUGCACCAGCGCUGCACCACCUUGCCCUGUUGGACCUCGACCACUUCAACACGGACCUGGGCCUCCACUACGACUCCAUGCAUACGCUAGCCAACAGCUCGCGUGAUCUUUUCAAGCUUGCCAUGGGUGGCGCCCGGGUGACUGAUGCCGUCCGCCAGCAUGAGCUCAACGUCAACAGACGGACGUGGGAGGGGACGCCAUGGUUGACACCCAGCAUUGAUCGGAUGGCCUCAGCUGUGGGAUCGGUGGCAGCAGUCAUCCCCUCAAGGGACGGUGGCGGAUCACGCCUGCGCAGCCUCUUCAAGCCUGGAAAGAGUGUGAAGAUGCACACAUGGUGCUUUCUUGCUAGCCCAUAUGGAGCCUACAUCUUUGGCCACGCCACUGGAAUCGGUUCUCCUCAGCUUGAGGUGAUGCUGCAGCUGCUCUGCAGCGUGUCCUUCCUGAUGGACAAGGCCGUGCCGCGGGAGGACUGCUUGCCAAUCCUCCAUGGUGUCGCUCGUGCCGUGACACUGAUGGAGAUUCACCUGCCUUCCUGCAAACUAGACAUGAAGUUGCAUCAGCUGCUGCACCUCACGGACUGGAUACAUAAGGAGUCGGUGAUUCUAGCUGCUGAGAGGUUACCCGAGGGCCUCUGCACUUUUGAACCCCCACAGGACACCGUGUCCGCUGGAAAGUUGACCCAUCAGCAGAAGGCAUAUUGGACGGUCACUAAUUCCACCGGCCCCAGCGUUGACACUAUCUCCGGAAACGCUGCAAUAGGAUUUAAGCAGGCACGGUGUGAGACCCUUCCGGAAGGCUUCCUCCUGGAGAUGCAUGAGACUUACCUGCACCACAGCACCGACUACUCUGAUUUAUUUGGUGUUUUCACCGCCUGGCUGUGGGAGCAGUGGACUGAUGACACGACCCCGGGGCCAUUCCUGUCCGACUAUCUUUCACACCUGAGGCUAAGGACCCAUUCAAGAAGGACGCUGUUGCACCGGGACAGCCAUGGCUCUGUGUCCAUGCGGAGCAAGGUGCUUGCCAAGUGCUGCCUCAGUGAGCUGUGGUGUCAAGAUGUGUGGGUGCAGCCGGGUUUGCUGUUGGGGUCAAAGCCGGUCAGUGGUAUACAUCUCGCAGGCAGGUUCUUGGAGAAGCUCGUGGCCAUCAAGUUCAACAACAACGUGGAACUCACUGCAUUCGAUAGCAACAAGCCUAAGACAUCACAGGCCUGCUGGUUCAUCACCCGGAGAUGCAACUCCAGCGACAAAAUGUGGGCGGGGAAGGUGCUGGGCUUGUACCGCUACAGGUCACCAUUGAACAGGGAUAAGUUCGAUGUGGUGCUGGAGGUCGAAUGGCAUGCUCCCCUGCUAGGGAACAACAGUGAUGCCGAAGUUGCAGUCGACCAGUUCAUGAAUGUCCCCUUGGUGGAUGCCAGGGCUGCCAGUGUGUCCAACACAGGCUCUCGUUACUACCUGGCUGAGGAUGUUGCGCCUUGCCGGGUGCACAUCUUGCCACACCCCAGUAAGCGGGGCGCCCUGUGUGUUCUUUCAAGAAGCUACAGCUUCAUGCGGGUGGCUGGCUGGGAGGCCCUGCAGCCACAGACCCCAUGGGCGAGGUCACGGUAG
Messenger RNA from Volvox carteri f. nagariensis, 1884 nucleotides. It is a transcript of the gene jtnpB5-2, whose product is annotated as jordan transposition protein. The coding region runs from base 1 to 1884 and encodes 627 amino acids. The record is from RefSeq and is a predicted model, not a curated record. NCBI's taxonomy places the organism in Eukaryota, Viridiplantae, Chlorophyta, Chlorophyceae, Chlamydomonadales, Volvocaceae. The transcript is spliced from 6 exons.